Amborella trichopoda is the source of this 2835-nucleotide messenger RNA. RefSeq names its product phosphoenolpyruvate carboxylase-related kinase 1 (gene PEPKR1). Gene Ontology annotation, biological process: protein phosphorylation. Lineage: Eukaryota; Viridiplantae; Streptophyta; Magnoliopsida; Amborellales; Amborellaceae. Gene Ontology annotation, molecular function: protein kinase activity; ATP binding. The record is from RefSeq and is a predicted model, not a curated record.
CACUGUUAAAACCCUGCAUUCCUUAGAGAGAGAGACGUUGCAUUUUCUUAGAGAGAGAGAGUAAUUUAUUUAAAAUUCCAGACUGUGAUCUCCUCCCUGUACCCACUCUCUCUCUCUCUCUCUCUGUCUAAAUCCAAGUGUUCCUUGAUCCCUACGCAUCUCCUUCACCAAAUGGAAACCCUAGACAUUUCAUGGCUCCUUUUCUUCUCUCUCUAGCCUGACUGCAAAAGCAGAGCUUUGAGCCCUAGAAACCUUUCUAGGGCUCUUUUAUGCUUGCAUUCCGUAUCCUUUUCGGACUGUACUUUGAUGGGACCAGAUCCGGAUCAAAGCUUCAGUUUCUGGGAGUCUCCAUUUCUCUGAGCCACAGGUUGAGAACCUUUUAGGUGGCCCUUUUCUUCCUGGAGAAAGUUAUGAUGAUGCAUCUAGCUUUAUAAAACAUAUGCAUUUUGGGUUUCCUUCAAAUUCCAGAAACACAAAUCAGAAGAAGAAGCUGCAAUUUUUGCUGAAAAGAAGUUCAAUUAGGGGUGUUGAGCUCUUCGAGUCUUUAAAUGGCUAUUAUCAAGAGCACCAGUGGCCCAUCAAUCCCUUUUUGUAACUAUUACAAGAUACCUUUUCUAAUCGAACCCAUUCUUGAUGCAAAGAAGACCUCUAAAUUAGAGGAUCGAUAUGUGUUGGGUGAGCAGUUGGGUUGGGGCCAAUUUGGGGUUAUCAAGAUCUGUAAGGAAAAGCUAACUGGUGAGACCUUGGCUUGUAAAUCCAUAGCCAAGGAUAGGUUGGUCACACCAGAUGACCUUUGUAGUGUAAAACUAGAGAUAGAAAUAAUGACCAAAUUGUCUGGCCACCCAAAUGUGGUGGCCCUCAAAGCUGUAUUUGAAGAAGAGGAUUAUGUGCAUUUAGUGAUGGAACUUUGUGCUGGGGGGGAGCUUUUCCAUCGGUUAGAGAAGCAUGGUCACUACUCUGAACCUGAGGCUGCCAUUCUAUUUAAGCAUCUUAUGGAAGUUGUGAUGUAUUGCCAUGAUAAGGGCAUUGUUCAUAGAGACUUGAAGCCUGAGAACAUACUCUUGGCCACUAGGUCCUUAUCAUCACCAAUCAAGUUGGCUGACUUUGGCCUUGCUACUUAUAUUAGACCUGGACAGUAUCUGUAUGGGACAGUUGGAAGUCCCUUCUAUAUUGCUCCUGAAGUUCUUGCUGGUGGGUAUAACCAAGCAGCUGAUGUAUGGAGUGCUGGUGUGAUCCUUUACAUUCUUCUCAGUGGGAUGCCUCCGUUUUGGGGGAAGACUAAGUCAAGGAUCUUUGAAGCUGUUAGAGCUGCUGAUUUGCGGUUUCCUUCCGAUCAUUGGGAUCGUGUAUCUGAGUCUGCCAAAGACUUGAUUAUUGGGAUGCUAUGCACUGAUCCCUGCAAGAGGCUUACAGCUGCUCAGGUUUUAGAUCAUCCAUGGAUAAAAUCUGAAUUACAGAUUUUGGAGCGUUAUGAACCAAACAACCCAAAAGAUGCGGAAUGCGACCUGGAUUCUGAACAUUCCUCUACUCCUAUGUCUGCCAAUCGCGACUUGAGCUUUAACUCAGGGGCUGGCCUUUCUGGUGAAGUUACGUUGGAUUGUUCACCAGCAUUCACUUGCAAAUCUUCCUUCUCUUCGUAUUUGGCCACUCCUGCUCCUUGCACUGGAUAUGGGGAUUUCUCAUUCAGUAGAUGCUCGGUGCCAAAGGUAUUUGAGUCUUCAUCACCAGUUCCAUCAAUGCCAAGCUUUUCAUUCCUAAGAGAAGGCUCUCUAUCUGAGCAAGAGAAACAAUUGUCCCUACAGGAGGAAAGUACAAAUGGAUCCACAACACAGGGAGAAGCUGGCUUUGAGAAGCUCCUUCUCUCACUAGAAUCUUCAGGCAUUGAUUUUCGUAGAGGUGGGGCCGGGCCUUCCAAAAUCCAAAACAGAAGGAACCGCACAAUUGGCUUGGGUGAGGUUGAGCCACUAGGGCUCAUGGUCACAGAAUCAGUCAUAAGGUGGUCUUCGUGCACCCAUCUCUCAAGCAACACUUCUCUCCAGUCCUCCCUGGUCUGCUAAACUUUUGCCCAUAAAUUUGGUGGAUUAUUCAGAGUCGGGUUUUCUUUGAUGGAGAAGAGAUGCCCUUUCAGUGCGCUGCAGCUUUGUCACACUACAUCUGGGGAAAUAUUUAGAUUUGGUCUUCUUUGAUUGGGAAACUAGAUACAGUGUCAGCACACUGAAGCUUUUCCGCUACAUUCGUGGGAUUAUUUGGAGUUGGGUUUGCUUUGUUUAAGAAGCUAGAUGCAGUGUGGGUGUGAUUAAGCCUUGCUGCCAAAUUUGGAGGACAAUUUGGAGUUGGGUUUCUUUGAUUGAGAGGCCAAAUGCAGUGUCAUUUUGUGGAAAUGUUGCUGUUAUAUUUGGCAGAAAAUUGGGAGUUGGGUUUCUCUGAUUUGGAUGCUAGAUGCGGUGUAGACAAUUCGCUGAAGCUUCUCUGAUGUAUUUGGUGGACAAUUUAGAGUUGGUUUUUGGACUGAGAGGCAGGAUGAGGUUUCAGUUUGUAUUUUAUUGGCUGGAGGGACUUGUUGAGCUGGAUUUUGGGUGGGCCCAUUCAAAAAGAGGUGAGUUUGGGCAUCAUGUAUGUUGUUAAAAAGUAUUGGACUUGUAUCUUAGAAAAAAAAGGGCGAGCAUUUCAAGGUUGCUGGUUCCCCAUGAGGCUGAAUCCUGACUUUUAGAUGUAAUUGUAUUUAAUGAACUUGACUAUCUUGUGCAAGCUUGUAUUGCUUAAAAACUCAAAUGGAAUGAGAGCUUCAGUGAGCUUUGUUUGUGCAGUUAUAGAGCAUAUUGAGACUUCUUUCCA